UCUCUCUCCCUCUCCCCCUCUCUCUCUCUCUCUCUGCUCCGAUGUCAGCCGUGUGUGUGUGUGUGUGUGUGAGAGAGUGAGUGUGUGUCGCCGCCGCCCGGGCAGCGGGAGGAAAGGAAUCGUACGGGAAAAAAAAAAACAAAAACACCAGCAACAACAUGGAACUGACGGCAAUCGGAGACCGAGUUUUUGCCGCUGAAGCCAUCCUGAAACGCCGCGUGCGAAAGGGCAACAUCGAGUAUCUGGUGAAAUGGAAAGGAUGGGCACUGAAGCACAGCACAUGGGAACCUGAGGAGAACAUUCUGGACGAUCGUCUCAUCACUGCGUUCGAGCAGAAGGAACGAGAGCAAGAGCUUUAUGGCCCAAAGAAGCGGGGACCUAAACCAAAAAACUUCGUGAUCAAGGCACGUGCUCAAGCUGGCGAGACGUUGUCCCGUCCCUCCAGUACCCGUCUUGCCACUCCAUGCCCUCCCUCAUCGUCGGCACUUCCUUCUAACCCCUCGUCUUCGUCAUCAUUGGCACCGACGCCCAGGUUGCACUCUCUGGCUGCCUCACAUAAGCUCAAGAAAGAUAUUCAUCGCUGCCACCGCAUGUCCCGAAGACCUUUGCCCCGGCCUGACCCUUUAGCAAACCCAGACGGCUCCUCCUUAGUUUCCCGCCUGCCAAUCUCUCCGUUUUCUGAGACUGUGCGCAUUUUGAACCGCAGGGUCAAACCACGUGAAGUCAAGCGUGGACGCAUCAUUCUCAACUUAAAACUUAUUGAUAAAUACGGUGCUGGGGCAACAAAAGGACACCAAGGAAGGUCGCAAAUACCAUCUCGGAAUCGCAUCAUUGGAAAAAGGCAAGGAGACAUGCCCUACAAGCCGUUUCAACCACCCAUGAAGAUGCCCGGGUUUCCUAUGUACGGCCAGCCAUUUGGGCUCCAGCCAUGCCCUCCUGCUUCGGCUUCAACGGGUACAAGAUCAGGGUCUGCUGUUGGAAGUAAAACCAGAGCUCAUUCUUCAGCAGAUUCUUCCAGGGUUCGGAUCCAGUCUCCUCCGUCUCCAUCCAGCUCCAGCAGCACUGAAAGUGAUACUCCCUCUUCACCCCAAGUUCAGUCUCGUAGACAAGCCCAGCUAGAUGCAACCUCAUCCUCAGCUGUCGCAAUGAGUACAGAAACCUCAUCCCAAGCUCCUAAUAAAUCAGGAACCAAAUCUGGAUCUUCAGCACCCUCCUCUCCACACCUGUCUUCUUCUGCUUCUUCCCCUAUAUCAUUGUCACCAGAAGAUAAAAAAAGAAGGGCACAGAUUCUACCCUGUGUGGCCAGAGGCAGGAAAAGAAAACCACGCCGUCAGUUUCAGACAUCCGUUCCCUCGAGUGAUGGCACUGAGAAGACGGUGCCUAAACAAGGUGAACCCAACUGCCAUUCUAAGCGGACACCCAGUGGUGCCAAUGUUGCUGUGAGCGAUGUUCAUUAAGGAGCACUGCCGGUCUAGAGCAGCUUCCGGUCCCUCAUCACCAUCCCACGCUGAGAAUGCCAAAGCUUCCAACCCUACUCUUCUCCGGUUACUACCAACAGUGUCCCAUUCACCCCUAAACCCCCAAAAAGAACUUGCGAUUAGAAUAUUCACAAAAAGCAACGUUAUCAUCAAUGAAAUUUAAACAUAUUUUUUAAAGAAAUGAAGUUCUCUCUAUAUAUAUGGACUGGCAGAGAGUUCAUGCUCUGCUCGUUCUGGUGUAAUUCCUUUCAACUGCACAUUGACCCGAGAGAUUCCGUUCCAUUGGUGACUCUGUACUUCAGUGACCAUGAGGAAAUCUGGCACUGCAAGAUGAACAAAGUGCCAUAUUGUAGUAAUAUUGCUUUAUAUUGUGGUUCCAAAAAGCCUUGCAAUAUAUUCAAUAAUAAUAAUAAUAAUAAUAAUAAUGAUAUAAUUGAUCAGUGAAUUCCUGACAUGACUGUGGCAACCUGCACCGUUUGAGGGCUUACGUGUAUAUCGCAGCCUUCUGCAAUACGUCAG
This is a messenger RNA of Tachysurus vachellii, 1997 nucleotides long. It is a transcript of the gene cbx6a, whose product is annotated as chromobox homolog 6a. The record is from RefSeq and is a predicted model, not a curated record. NCBI's taxonomy places the organism in Eukaryota, Metazoa, Chordata, Actinopteri, Siluriformes, Bagridae. The coding region runs from base 159 to 1457 and encodes 432 amino acids. The transcript is spliced from 5 exons.